Messenger RNA from Penicillium waksmanii, 1392 nucleotides. RefSeq names its product aminopeptidase P family protein. The record is from RefSeq and is a predicted model, not a curated record. Bases 1 to 1392 code for a protein of 463 amino acids. Gene Ontology annotation, molecular function: manganese ion binding; metalloaminopeptidase activity. The transcript is spliced from 3 exons. NCBI's taxonomy places the organism in Eukaryota, Fungi, Ascomycota, Eurotiomycetes, Eurotiales, Aspergillaceae.
AUGGCGACCGUCGAUGCUAUUCUCGCUGCCAAGUACCCCGGCAAGGCUCACGCCCGCCGGGUUGCCCAAGCUCUCAAGGCCCAAGAUGCCGGCGCCAUCUACCUCGAGGCGCAAAAAACUCGUCUGAUUGAAGAUAACGACGAGGCUCAACCCUUUAGACAACGUCGUCCAUUCUUCUACCUGACCGGCUGUCCCGAACCCGAUGCGUCUAUGGUCUACGACAUCAAGGCCGACGAACUAACCUUGUUCAUUCCCCCCAUCGACCCAGACUCCGUCAUCUGGUCCGGUCUCCCUCUCUCCCUCGAAGAAGCCGCCAAGCUCUACGAUGUCGACCACGUCCAAUAUACCACCGACGUCAACGCCACCCUGGCCAAGAUCGCCAGCGCGCAGGCCGGAAAGACCAUUGCCUUCGCUAUCGGCGAGCAAGUCUCUUCGGACAUCAAGUUCGACGGAUUCGCGCAGCCCAACCUGACAGACCUGAAGAAGGUCAUCGAGGAUGCGCGCGUCGUCAAGGACGCGUACGAGGUAGCCUUACUCCGCAAAGCGAACGACAUUUCGACCAAGGGCCAUAUCGCCAUCGCUAAGGCGGCCCGGGCCGCGACUAAUGAGCGCGAGUUGGAGGCUGCGUGGUUGAGCGGAUGUAUCGCGAACGGAUGCCGGGAACAGUCCUAUCACCCUAUUUUCGCGGGUGGUGCGAACGGUGCGACGCUGCAUUAUGUUAAGAAUGAUGAGUAUCUCGUUGAUCAGGAGACUAAGCAGCGUAAAGGUAAUUUGCUCAUCGAUGCCGGUGGUGAAUAUCGGAGCUACUGUGCGGAUAUUACUCGUGUUGUUCCGUUAAAUGGGACGUUCCCUACUGAGACACGCCAGAUCUACGAGAUCGUCCUGCAGAUGCAGAGCGAGUGUAUUGGCAUGUUGAAGGAAGGAGUGCGCUGGGAUGAUGUCCAUGCGCAUGCGCACCGUGUUGCUAUCAAGGGUUUGCUUAAGUUGGGUAUUCUUGUUGGCAGUGAGGAGGAGCUCUUCGAGAAACGGAUUAGUGUGGCCUUUUUCCCGCACGGUCUGGGCCAUUAUCUUGGCAUGGAUACUCAUGAUACUGGUGGUUAUCCUAACUAUUCUGAUUCUGAUAAGAUGUUCCGGUACCUGCGUGUGAGGGGGAUCUUGCCUGCGGGUUCGGUCAUUACUGUUGAGCCUGGUAUCUAUUUCUGCCGCUUCAUUAUCGACCCGGUGUUGAAUGACCCGGAGACGGGCAAAUACAUUGACGCCGCUGUCCUGGAACGGUACUGGAAUGUCGGAGGUGUCCGUAUCGAGGACAAUAUUCACAUCACUAAAGAUGGUCAUGACAAUUUGACCUCGGCCCCCAAGGCCAUUGAAGAGAUUGAGGCCCUGGCUCAAUAA